This is a messenger RNA of Andrographis paniculata, 3451 nucleotides long. RefSeq lists its product as uncharacterized. The transcript has 7 exons. The coding region runs from base 197 to 2179 and encodes 660 amino acids. NCBI's taxonomy places the organism in Eukaryota, Viridiplantae, Streptophyta, Magnoliopsida, Lamiales, Acanthaceae. The record is from RefSeq and is a predicted model, not a curated record.
CGAACAGUUAUAAUGGUCAGGAUAAUAAAAAAUGAAAAAGAGAGUCGAAACUGCUCUCAACGCUUAUUCCGAUGGAGUCGGUGGUUGAUUCGGUUCAAGGCGCUGAGAAAAGAAUUGGGGAUUUUUAGGCAUUUUAGCUACUCUAUGUGGAGUAGCAAGUGUAAUUUACUGAAGGAAUUUGUGAGAGUGAGUUUUGAUGGAAAAUCCUUAUCCUUUGAUACUUGAUAUAAGCUCCGAUGAGGAAUCAGGUUUCGGUAGAGGCGGUAAAGGCGUGGGAUGUGAUAUUGGAAGGGAAGAAUUGACAGAGGACGAAGAUUGUUAUUGGCUGGCUCGGCUGUUGGGUGAGGUGGAUGGGAAUAAGGAUGAUGAAUCUGAUGAAGUGGUGGUGUUAAAUGAAGUUUUACCGAAGCUGUCGAAAAAGGCGAGGAUCGAAUCGGCGAUACCGUCGAGGAUAGUUGGGGAUGGGAGCAAUGAUGAUGAUGAUGAUGAUUGUGUGGUUUUGGAUGCGGAUCCGGAUCUGGAUCUGGAUCCGGCGAAUGGCAAGGUCGGGAAUGAUGAGAAUGGCGGAAAUGACGAGGGCGAUGAUUCCGAUGACGUAGAGAUUGUCGGCGAGAAGGGUGAGGUUGCGUGCAGAGACUUCCCUCAUGCACGGCAUCUUUGUGCAAAAUUUCCCUUCGCUUCUACUCCACAUGAGGUCCAUUGCAUUCAGUGCCACUGUUACGUUUGCGACUCUUUGGCUCCAUGUUCCCACUGGGGCACUGGCGUAUCGACUUUCAACCAUUGUCACGCUAACGAUAAAGAGGAUUACUGGAUAUCCGAGCGGAAAAGGAUAAAGCAAGGCGGAAGCGUUCCCCCGUCAGCUAAAGUUACGCCAACUACACAAACUUCCGGCGAAAACUCUCUUCUAGAAGCAAUGUACGAAAUCCCUCAAGUUCCAGACGUACCCGAGUACAACACCUCUAUGCCGAACCCAUGUUGGAGUCCAAUCCGAAUCCGCCCUUGUUCAUCCAGUGCUGGUGCGGCAACUGCCGUCAAUCGAGCCAGAUUAAAUCCAUCAGGACAUGCCCCCUUGCCUCAAUCGAACAUGGUCUCAUUGCAGUCGCAUUGUAUGCGUAAUAACAGUGGAAGCCAAAGUGUUCAGUCCUUCACCCCACAUGCACCUUUAAAGCGGCCCGGAUCGUCGUCUUUUCCGAAUCAUCGGCAUGUGUCGGGCCUACGAUAUCAUCGAAACCCAUAUACAAGGAGGUAUCAUCCUAUCCAGACUCCCAUGGCUAAUGUACGCCACGGUUCUAAUCCCGUCGGUAUAAGAAGACAAGCUGCAGCUGCUCCGAUUUUGCCCCCGAUCUUGAGUUCUCUGCCCGGCCCGGCUAUUGGGAAUGCAAAUUAUUUACCUUCUCCACCUCAGAUGCACUCUAGGCCGUACUCAAGCUACCCGGCUAGAGAUACGGUACAUUUCUGCCCUCAGAUUACACCUCAGUCGAAGUUACCGUCUCAACUCAGUGUGGCAAACUUGGAGAAUUUGGUUUUCCGUCAAUCUCAUGAUAUGUUCGAGCCGAGCACUCUUGUCCCUUCUCCGAAAACGACUCCUGCUUUCAACCGAUUCGAUGGGAUCACUGAUAUUGGAAAGCAACUGCAUUCGAUAUCCAUGAUAUCGUCGUCUUCGACUGUGGCGGGAAAUAGCUUUGAGAACCAACUUUCCCAGCCAGAAACGCUCCCAUCUGUAGUGAUGGAUGAACGCAAUUAUACCCGGCAAGGAAAUCUGAACCCGACCCGUAAUGAUUUAGCGAGUCCUACUACUGAUUUUGGCAACAAGUCUUUAUCCUCUUUCAGCUUUGGCAACCAGGACAUCGAUGCAGAGGUCUCACAAUUUCGAGCUGUGGCGUCGGGUGAUAUUUCGCAGCAGCAAUAUUUAACUGAAAAUGAUGAUCGACGUGGAACGGCGGCGGAGGGUUCCUGUCCGCAAGUUGCAGCGCCGGCGGAUAAUUCCUCCCAAGUAAAUGGUACAUUCUCGAUUGAUAACUGGAUGUUUGAGAACGAUUCUUUUCCAGGAGCUUUUGAAGUUCCUUUAUCUCCGUGGAAUGAAUAUUAUCCGGAUCCUGCUUCUGUAGGCGUAGGCGCAGCGCUCGGUAGCGAGCAGAACUCUGAGUCUUACAUUGUCACUGCAGGACGGGAGCUUUAAGGGCUAUCUGAAUUUCCGGGUCAGAUUUCAGCUCUUUACAAGCUCGCUCAUUUAGCCGCAGCGUCGGAAAAAGGCACGUGUGCUUCACGUGGCCUCGCCAGAGCCGAUGUGGUAGGUGAUGUGGCCUUGCCUCCACAUCAGCAGCCGAAGGCGAGGCCAUGUCACCUGCCACAUCGGCUACGGAAAGUUUCACGCGAGUGCUGGCGAGACUAUGUCCGCUCAUGUGAGGCUCACGUGCCUUGUGACAGGACUAUUUUAAGACCUCAUAGAGAUUUAUUGUCCUUUAUUGAAAAGAUACAAAAAUCAAAAAUCAAAGAAAUGAUAAUGAGAACUACUUGCAAUUUUUCCUAUUUGGUAUACUAUCGGCAGCAUUGUGCUGAAUUAGAAGUACUGUGCUGAAAGUGUUAAUUCAGCAUAGAACCGCAACCCACUGAGAGAGUAGAGAGUUGGUCAUCCGGUCUGGAAAAACUUUAUAUAGCACAAGCGCUUCCCAAAUAUAAGAACAAUCUAAACUCCAGUCGAGGCUGGAGCUUAUUGAAAGAGCAGAAACUAACUUAAAGACAAACAAUCAAGAUUCUUACAGCAAUCAACCUCGGCGACGAGUCGAGUGCAGGCGAGAGUGAAUCACACAGAUGGCGGUGGCGCACCAAAAGGCCUGAAGACAUUAAACACUGGAAUGAAUUUUACCGAAUGUACGGACAAAAGGAAUUGAGUACGGAAAGAAACCAGCUCUGAAGCCAAACCUGCCACCGGUUCAGUUUACACUGUAUUGCGCAUCAUGUGUGCAUGUUGAGCACAACCCGGAGACAUCCUCCUUCGUGCAUCAGGUCGAAGGCCUUGUUUAUCUCUGGUAGGGUCGAGUUGUGGGUGAUGUACUCGUCGACUUUUACUUCCUGGGAUGGCAAAACAUACGAUCGUUGCGAAAAGGUUUAUUAUAUAAAUAACAGCAGAAGUGUGUACAGAGUGGUGCCGAGGUAUUUUUGCACUCACUUUCUUCAUAUACUUGUCGACGAGCCAAGGCACUUGUGUACGGCUUUUGAAACCGCCGAAUGCUGUCCCCUUCCAGACCCGGCCCGUCACCAACUGAAACGGGCGGGUGGAGAUUUCUUGGCCGGAGGCUGCAACUCCGACAAUGACGGAUGUUCCCCACCCCUACAGGACUAUCAAUGUUAGGGACUGAAAUCUGGUGCCAUUCACACCUUCACUUGUUUACAUAACAAUUCUAUACGAUAAGAUGAGUAUAUAUACAUAUAUUGUUUACAUUUUUCAGAA